AUGCCCCAAACCAGAAGCAAGACACCACGCAUUACAGACGACACGGAGCUCGACCAAGCCUUGGCUCUCUUCGUCCACACCGCGAGAAGCUCCAUCUGCGAAGCCUGGAACAAGCUCACCCAAGCCUACAUCAAGGCCUACGACGCGCGCAGGGAUACGCUGUCCCCGUUCCCCGAGUGGAUUGAGCGCUGUACCUCGGACGCCAGCCUGGUCCGCUUCGCGGUCGAGUCCACAUACAAGGCGCACUGGGAAAAGCAGGUCAAGACAAAUCGGAACGAGGCUGCCUACAGGACUCGCGCCGCUUCCCAGCUCGGGUUGAAGAGCCCUUUCGACCUCUAUCUCUGGUACGGUCCUGUCACAGUGGCCUCACGCAACUGCUGGCAAGACAUUCCCAAGGGCGUGACCAAACACCAGCUGCACAACCGUCUACUGGCGCAACGGGCCGAAUCGGACAGCGGCGAGUGUGAGCUACAAACGCCCUUCACUGUGAAGGAGUUCACCGCGGCCAAAAGAUCUCUACAGCCAGAUUCUCGCAGACAGGCUCUCGCGUCAAUCCAAACGAUCCAGGCCACAUCACACGGCACCGUCUCAGGUGGCAAGGAGUCUGCCACAACCGUCACGGGCGUCAAUAAAUUCCACAAGCAACGCCUUCCGAUGACCAAGAAUCCUCGAGAAAACCUCGCAGCCUCUCAAACAAUCCCUCCGAGAGCCGUCAUUCCGAGAGCCGUCAUUUCGAGAGCCAUCGCUUCCUGUCGUCAGAGUCCAGCUAGGCCGUCUUCGACGACUCACGCACAGGUGACCGCCACCGUGGUUUCGGGUGCUUCAGAGAAGCAGGCUGUCAGCAAAAACGUCGUCCAGGGGGCAGGCAGCGAACGCCAAGACGACACCGAAGACACCCCAAUAGACAUGGCCAACGACGGCGCAAGCGUCUAUGACGAUAGCGGCAUUGACAUGUCCAACCCUGACGGCGAACUGGCCACAAUAAGUGACAAAGAUUGCCACAACAGGUCCGACAACAUGGCGACCGCCGACAAACGCAGCCAAUCGGAACCUGGGCCGGCGCAGACGAAUCUGGUCUUGCUGAGAGACGCACUCGGAACCGACCAUAUUCAGCAAAUACUGGAAAACAUCAAAACACAAGGCGUCUACCAAUCCGUCGCCAAGGACCAGCGAGAACAAGCGCAGAAUCGCGAGACGGUGCUCAGUAAGGAGUACGAUGAGACGUCGGGAGCUCGCAAGCAGGCGCUGAGGGAUCGGGCCGGGGACCUCGACGACCCGGAGGCGUGGGGCCAGAGCGCCAUGGAGGAAACAGACACGGCUUUCAAAGAAAGAAUGGAGACAAUCGAGCGUGGCAUCCUGGAGACUACCAGGAAGAGGCGGCUGGCGGACAGGGGCCUGGAAGCCGAUAGUGCCAAACGAGCGAGACUCGACAGGGCGGCGCAAGACGUCGUCGAGGCAAUGGCGAAGUUGAAGAAAGUCGCGGAGGAGGAGAUGCCCAGUCUGGCCGGUCGGAAGUAA
Molecule: messenger RNA, 1518 nt
Organism: Colletotrichum graminicola M1.001
Lineage: Eukaryota; Fungi; Ascomycota; Sordariomycetes; Glomerellales; Glomerellaceae
Exons: 2
Coding region: 1-1518 (505 amino acids)
Source: RefSeq, a predicted model, not a curated record